Messenger RNA from Oppia nitens, 393 nucleotides. RefSeq lists its product as uncharacterized. Bases 1 to 393 code for a protein of 130 amino acids. Lineage: Eukaryota; Metazoa; Arthropoda; Arachnida; Sarcoptiformes; Oppiidae. The record is from RefSeq and is a predicted model, not a curated record. The transcript has 3 exons.
AUGUUUGGAUUGAUUGUAUUGAUUGAGUUGUUUAUUGUAAGCGAUGGCCAGUUCUUCACAAAAACCGGAUCCAAAUCAAUACCACGAAUGGGUAGAAGAGCUGAUAAUAGUUUGCUUAGUUUGCUACCAGAGCACACAUCAAUACAUAAGCGAAAACUGAUUGAAGCUAUACUUGAGAAAUACGGCGACAAAAAUAGCAUAGAAUCGGAUAAAUUAGCGAUGGAUUCAACAAUCAAUGAAAACACUUCAUUGGACGCAAAUAAGCGACGUUUGACUGCUUUUAAGGAUCACUUAAAAUCAUUUUCAUUUACAUCCGAAGAAAACAAAGAGUCGACGACAAGGAGUGACUUCACGCGAUUAAAAUCACUAUUAAAAUCAUUGGCCUAUAAAUGA